Sphenostylis stenocarpa is the source of this 549-nucleotide messenger RNA. NCBI's taxonomy places the organism in Eukaryota, Viridiplantae, Streptophyta, Magnoliopsida, Fabales, Fabaceae. The record is from the annotation of a GenBank genome assembly.
AUGAAGACAAUUUCUGGCCAUUGUCUUUCGGUGAAAGAUGUAUCACUUUCAAAAGCUGCAAAAAUUCUAUCAAAGUUUGUCUCUGCUGAUAAUGGUACUUCACACAUAAUCAAUGCAUAUCUCCAUCGGGCCUCUGCUUCUUUCACAGAGCUCAAUCAAAUCCACAAGGAGCUUGAAUCGUCCCAGUCUCAUAAGAAGUAUAAAAGGCACAGAGGAGAGAUUGUUAAACCGGCGCUUAGCCUUGGACAUGUGAAAUCUAUUGAGUUGAGAAAGCAGCAGACUGACAAUGGGAUUGCUGCUCUAGAUGAUGAAAAAUCAACUCAGACAAUUAUCAAAUGUAGGCAAGAACUUAAUGGUUCUAUUGGAUUGGAGAAGAAAAAGAAAUACAAGAAAGGAUUGGAGAAUGCAUUAUAUGCUGAUGAGGAAGAAAAGUUGGAGCAGAGCAAGAAUAGGAAAAGUUCUGAUAUGGAAGACAAACCAGAAUAUCCAACUGCGAGUUUGGCUAAAAAGAAAAUUAAAAGGAAACACAGCGGUGAUAUUGAAAUUUAG